AUGAACUUUCCUUCACUUCAACAACCAUCAAUUGAUGAAUUCUCUCAAGCUCUCCUUUUAGCUCACAAUCGACUCCGAGUUCAGCACCAUGCUCGGGAGCUUCAUUGGGAUGAUGAAUUGGGCCAAUUAGCGCAGAGCUGGGCCAAUCGAAUAGCAAAUAAGGCUCAUCUCGAAUAUUCACAGAUUAGCGGAGUUGGCGAAAAUAUCACUUUCUUUCCACCGGACAUAAACCCGGAUAAGAUCGUGGAGUAUUGGUAUAACGAGAAUGAAAAAUACGAAUACGAAACUCCUGGUUGGCAGACGGGUACAAAUUACUUUACGCAAGUGAUUUGGAAAUCUACGGAACAAAUAGGCAUUGGAAAAGCAAUUGUUAAUGGAGAUCAUCUUGAGAUUUGCAAACAUAUGAAAAUACGUGGAGCAACGGGAAUCGUCUCAGAAAUUGGUGCAAUGGUGGUUGUUGCUUUUUAUCGACCAGCUGGAAAUAAUAACAAAGAUGGACAAUUUGCCGUCAAUUUACAAGCGCUGCUCGAAGAAGAAGUAGUCCAGAAAGCGGCUUUACUUCAAUCAGAUGGAAUUGACAUUUUUGCCGAUGUGAGAAGACAACCAGGAGCUCGGGCGCAUUACAAUGAACUUUCAAUCAAUCAACUUGAAAACUACUUUCAGGGAGAUGUGGAUCUUUCUGUCUCACAGCUUAAAGCAAUCACUCAAAAUAUAAAAGAGACUGGCAGAAGUCGCCAAAAGAGAAAGAUAGGUAAAACACCUUACUAUGAGCUGUGGGACAAAGGAAACCCCAUAAGUUUUGAUUUUGCAGAAAAUAUUCCUCGAGAAACCAAAGCAAAAAUCAGAGAUGCAAUGAGAUUAUGGCAGAGGAAUACUUGCAUUAGAUUUGAAGAAAAUGGCCCUUCAAUUAAUCGAAUUGAAUUUUUUGAUGGUGGUGGAUGUUCAUCGUUUGUGGGAAAAGUUGGAGGAACGCAGGGAAUCUCAAUUGCCACUCCCGGCUGUGAUGCGGUAGGAAUUAUUAGUCACGAAAUCGGGCAUUCGCUUGGAAAUUUUCAUGAACAAGCCAGACCUGACCAAGAACAACAUAUUAGUGUAAAUUGGAACAAUAUUCCCCUCGGGCGAUGGAAUAAUUUCAAUCCCGUUGGCAAUGAACAAGCUGAUGUAUAUGGUUUACCUUAUGAUACAGGCUCGGUGAUGCAUUAUGGUCCCUUUGGAUUUGCAACAGACCCUUACGUUCCCACAAUUCGCACCAUUGAAAGAACGCAACAAACUACUAUUGGACAAAGGGCAGGCCCUUCAUUUUUGGAUUACAUGGCUAUCAAUUUGGCAUAUGGGUGUUCUGCCAAUUGCCCCCAAAUACCUUGCCAGCGUGGAGGAUACCCUCAUCCUAAUAAUUGUUCUAUUUGUCAAUGUGCAGAUGGAUUAGCUGGUGAUCUUUGUGAUUAUGUACGCCAAAGCAAUCAAGAUUGUGGCGGAGUUCUCGGGGUAACUGAAAAAGGUAUUCAAAUCUCAAGUCCUCACUAUCCAGAAGCGUUCCCAAAAAAUACAGAAUGUUUUUGGUUGUUGAAAGCGCCCAUCGGUAGCACAAUUUUAUUGAAUUUUGGGGAUGAAAUUUUUGAUUUUCUUUGUGAAGACACUUGUGAUAAAUCCUACGUGGAAGUGAAAUUUCAUCGAGAUUUUCGCCUUACUGGUGCAAGGUUUUGUUGCGGUGCCGCCCCUCGUCGAACUUUCGAAUCUGAAAGAAAUGAAAUGUUGAUCUUGAUGAGAGGUUUUGGAGGAGCUGGUCGGGGGUUUUCAGCUUUUGCUAGAUUAAAUUCUUCAAUGAUUAAGCCCAUAAAAACAAGCGUAAUAACUCAACCUUCAUUUGUUAUUGAAUCAACAAUCGCAACAACGACUACACCAACAACCAUAGGAAAAACAACGCAAUCACUUCGGCAACUCUUUACGUUAUUGCCAGUCACUGAAACCACUAAAACAAGUCAUAGACCAAAGAUACACCAUGGUAAUGGACUUCAAGAGAGAGUCCGUCCAUUCACAACAAGGAUCACCACUCAUGGCCGAACGCUGGCAACAACAACCCCGAGCCCGGAUGGAAAUAUUCCGUUGACAGAAUGUGACUGUGGCGAUUGGUCGGAUUGGAUGGGAGAGUGCUCACAACGUUGUGGAGGAUGUGGACACAAACAGAGAGUUCGAACUUGUUCCAAGUCAACAUGCAGAACCACUGACCAAAGGCCAUGCAAUUUCAAAGCAUGUCCCGAGGGUACGAACUUUAUGAUCAAUAAUGGAGAGUUUCACAUUUUAUGGAGAGGUUGCUGUGUGGGAAUGUUCAGAUCAGGAGGAGAAUGUGCGGCAUUGGAAGGGGGAGAAAAUCCUUUUCUGAGAAUUCUUUCAUCUCUUCUUUCUCCAAACGAUCAGAAAAAAGAAACGAACAAUUCAAUAACUGACGAACAUGGUGGGUCCUCCCGAGGAGCUCUGGAUUUACAAAAAAGAAGGGCUUGGCUUGAUUAC
Messenger RNA from Mesorhabditis belari, 2508 nucleotides. Lineage: Eukaryota; Metazoa; Nematoda; Chromadorea; Rhabditida; Rhabditidae. The record is from the annotation of a GenBank genome assembly.